AUGGCAAUCAAACAGAAAGCUCCAGGCCAACUCGGGAUGUUCCAAAGUAGGACGGAGAUUCCUCAGCUAGGAAAACCAGAAUGGAAAUGUGAGGCUUUGCCGGCGACACCGAAGAAUUGCUGUGUGGAAUCGAAAUCAGCACAAUCAGCGUUAACGAAACCGAUCCACCAAUCGAAAAGCGUACGACCCGAACCACCUCGUGCCUAUCGUGGGAAGACGAUGAUGCAAAGAUUCGGCGAAAAAUUGCAAAGUUUCACCACUGUCGCCAGUGAUUACAGUAGACGAAUCGGUCGAUUCUGCCAUAAAAUCGCGCAUAAGGGGAUGCAAGCUGUGCAAACUGUGGUGCUCUACUUAUGGGCAUUCCUGAAAGCGUUGUUCUACACAAAUGUUCCUUCGAAAACUCUGCCUUCAACGCCACGACCGUUCCUGGCGAAGAAACCAGAUAGUGGAUCAUUUAGCAAAGUGGAAUUCAACCCAAACGAACUUAGCACUGCCUAUGAGAUGGAGAAAAUCAAUACCACGGAUUUGGCACCUCAAAAAGAAUUGGACUGCUCAACGCAAUUCGCCCCAAUACCAUUUGAACGACAUGAUUUUCGUGAAGAAGAAAUCCAUGUGGAAAGAACCGUUCCACAGGCAAUGCCUCGAAAGAACUCUAAUAGUAAAGCAUUGUAUCAGGACUACAGUGGCUAUAUGCAUCAGCAGGAAAAGCAGUAUUUCACUGACACCAGUCUUGAUACGCUUCAAAGUGGUGCAAGUGCUUAUAUAGAAGAAAAUCCAAUGUUCCGCUUACCAACACCAACGCCUCCGGCUCCACCACCACCCACUAAACCGAUACGAAUUGAUAGCGUCGUACAUGGCAGGGAGGACGUUGAUCAAGGCGAUCGUGAGACAUGUCAGAACAACGAAACGAACCAAAAACGAAAGGAUCCACCUGGAAUCGGAAAACUGCCGGCCGACGUGAUGGCAGAACUGCAUGGGACACAAAAAAUGCGCCAAGAGAGGGAGGCCUCAGUGCAACGCGAAAUGACUCAGAGUUGUCAUCCUGACAUGGCUCAGUGGAAAACAGCUGAAAAUGACAGCCGUUAUGAUCGAUCUGCCUCUGCAACACCGUUUCGAGCUAGUAGUGUAGGACCAACAAUGCGACGUCUUGAACAGGUGGUGAGCAGGCUGGACGAUACGAGCGACAACGAGGCGCAAUACGUGUUCAGGCAAGCUAGGUUAUGCUGA
Angiostrongylus costaricensis is the source of this 1227-nucleotide messenger RNA. NCBI's taxonomy places the organism in Eukaryota, Metazoa, Nematoda, Chromadorea, Rhabditida, Metastrongylidae. The record is from the annotation of a GenBank genome assembly.